Messenger RNA from Aureobasidium pullulans EXF-150, 1295 nucleotides. RefSeq lists its product as uncharacterized. NCBI's taxonomy places the organism in Eukaryota, Fungi, Ascomycota, Dothideomycetes, Dothideales, Saccotheciaceae. Gene Ontology annotation, cellular component: endoplasmic reticulum membrane. The record is from RefSeq and is a predicted model, not a curated record. The coding region runs from base 28 to 1206 and encodes 392 amino acids. Gene Ontology annotation, biological process: lipid droplet organization; lipid storage. The transcript is spliced from 2 exons.
ACACAACGACCAUGCGACUUGUCAAUCAUGUCCGACUACCAAGAUGACGAGCCGCAGGGCGUUGUCGCUCGUGCUAAGAACACGGCACUCCUCCCCCUCCGCAUCGCCAUUUCCAAACCCGCCCAACGUGCCUACCUGACCUCGGUCCUCUUCUUCAGCACCUGCUUCCUCCUCCUACUCGUCUCAAUUGCCGCGUACCUAGCCUUCUACUGGACCUACAUUCCCCGUAUCGGUUUUUCGCGACCUAUCCAUCUCCAGUUCGACUCUCUCGAAUCUCCACCAUGGGGCAUUGCAAACUUGGCGCCAGAGCUGGUUAGUCUACAGCCGUAUGAUGUCAAGAUACAGAUACGUUUGCCGCGUACAAAGACGAACACAGAAGUUGGCAAUUUCAUGGUCGAGACUGUGCUUUAUGCGCCGGGAGACAAGGGGUCAGUGGUUGAUGAGAGCAAGAUGCCUGUGGUCAAGAGCGUGGAUACGAACAAGGUGUUGGCGAGUUCGAGAAGGUCUGCCAUCUUGACUUACUACUCGCCUGUUGUGGAUCUCGCUCGUAAGGCUACUGAGUUGCACUGGUUGAUCCUGGGAUGGCGACUCGAAGCAGAAACACUGGAGGUUCCUGUCUUCACUGGUGUUUCUUUUGCCAAAGGAUGGAGGAAUGUUCCCGAUACUAUGCAGAUCCAAGUGCAGAGUUCUGCUCGCAUGCAGAUCUAUGAAGCUAGUGUUGUCUUCAAGGCUCGCUUCCAGGGUUUGAGGUGGGUUAUGUAUAACCACCGACUCACCAGCGCCUUCGUCUUCAUUGGCGCUUUCUGGGGUACUGAGGUCCUCUUCACCGCCAUUUGCUGGGCUAUCCUGAGCGUUUGGAUCUUCUCUGGCGACGACACCGCAGUCAAGUCCGAAGAUGCAGACAUCAGACGCAUCAAAGCCGAAGACUCGGAAGAGGAAGAUCCAGCUAGACUCUCAGACACCGAGAGGACAUACCCGACAUAUAGCAAAGGGCCUGCUAUGCGUUACAACUCUCCAGCCAUCAAAAAGGAAGAGACGGAACCAGAGCCGUUUCCUCAACUCCUGACUACUGCAUUGGAAGCCGAUGAUGAAGACGAGAGCGAUGACUUCUUCGACUCGGGUCUCGGCACCAGUCUCGAGAGCACCGGCAACACGAGCUCAAAAGAAGCUCUGCGCAAAAGAAAGAACAAGCAAUCCAGAACUUGAGGUAAUUCUCAUACACCUAACGAACACAAUAUGAAUAUUUUUCUCCACUAUCCUUCCACCCCGCCUUUUGUCAGACCCUCUCAAUUCCC